UCAGAAUCGCGAACGCGGUGUGUCGUAGUGCUGGUGCUGGUGGUGACCCAACAAUCCGUAAGACAAGUUGAAAUUGAAAAUCAUAAAAUAGAAACAGCCAGCCCCGUUGUCGAAGUCCGCGAGUCAGUGCGUUAGUGGAUAUAAGUAUACUUACCUACGGUUAGUAGGUAGUGUUCUCCUCGGUGCGCGGUUCGCACGUACAUUAAAACUUGCAACAGCAUUUCUAGAAAGCACACAGCCCGCAACAGUAGACAUAGUCGUAUAUAGGGGGAAGGAACAACAUCAGCAGUGCGAGAAGCAGCAGCAACAGAGCAACAGGGAGUUGGAUCUAGCGCCCAAAACGGUGUGCGUGCCCUGUGUGGCUCUCGUAUGUGUGUCUCAACCUCUCCUGCUGGUUUUGUAUGUGUGCAUAUGAGUACGUUUGGUGUGUGCGUUGAAUUGACUCCUCUCGAUUCGACCGAGACGAAACCCCAUCGCCGUCCAGAAGAAGCAGAGCAGUAGAAGUCUUGGCAGUGGUUGGUGGUGGUGGUGCUGCUGCUGCUGCAAAACGUCAGUCAGCGAAGAAGAUAAUCGAGUGAAUCGAAUCAAAGAAAACAAGCCGCUAGCGACAAGAAGAAUUUCAGCCAAAUCCCAUUCGGUUGGGUGUCAGUCAUUUAAGGGGUACACCAGAUCAUAAAAUAGGGAAAAGUGAACGUGUCGUCACAACUGAAAAGAAGUGAAAAGUGUGUGGUAAAAGCAAAAGUCAAAAUUGGAAAACAUCACCACCCCACCUCCCUAGUGUUUCGCGAGUCGAGUUGCCCCCCGAUGAGUAGAGGAAAUUGUGAUGUGAUGUGUUUUUGUUCGGUUGGGAAGGAAAAGUGCGAUUUCGAGUGCUAAGGCAAUUUUUUUUGCGAUAUUUCAGCGGAAGCUUUCGUUUCACGGUGGUCUUAAAAACCAAUAGAAGUGGCAGCAGAAAGUGUAGAAAGAAGGAAGAUUAGGAAGAAAUCACAUACACCUAUAAUAACAACAACAACAACAGUGAAGCAAAAAAGAAAAAGAAGAAAACCGACGAACGACAAUGUCCAUGGACAACCGAAGUACCUCGGCCCUGUUCAAGAGGGCCGAGCAGUUGAAGCGGUGGGAAGAGUCGGAAGCCAACAAGCACAGUGGCAUCCCGAAGAGUCCCUCGAUGCGCCGGAUUAAGUUCUCCUCGGGGUGCAUCUUCCUGGCGGCGUGUAUGGCCGGCGACAAGGAUGAGGUGUCCCGGCUGCUGGAGACCGGCGCCGACAUCGACACGGCCAACGUGGACGGGCUUACGGCGUUGCAUCAGGCUUGCAUCGAUGACAACUUAGAUAUGGUAGAAUUCCUUGUACAAAACGGAGCAGAUGUCAACAGAAAAGACAACGAAGGAUGGACGCCUCUACAUGCCACAUCUUCCUGCGGUUUCCUCAGUAUAGCCCGCUACCUGAUAGAGAACGGCGCCGACCUGGCGGCGAUCAACAGCGACGGCGAGCUGGCCCUGGACCUGGCCUGCUCAGACGCCAUGGAGGAUCUCAUCCAGCGACACAUCGACGAACAGGGCAUCGACUGUGAGGACGCUCGGCAGGCCGAGGAGAAGAUAAUGCUCAGCGACGCCAAACGGUGGCUCCGCACCGACAGUACCGAUUGUGAUAAACCCCACCCCAAGACAGGGGCCACGGCACUGCACGUGGCCGCCGCUAAAGGCUACACGAAAGUACUUGGUCUACUGCUGGACGGACGGGGGGACUUCGAUAAGCAGGACGUGGACGGGUGGACGGCAUUGCACGCAGCCGCCUAUUGGGGCCAGAAGGAAGCCGUACAGAUGCUGCUCAGUGCCAACGUAGACAUCGACAUCCAGAACUACAGCGGCCAGUACGCGAUCGACAUCGCACAGAAGGACAUUGUGCCGCUGCUGGACGAGGCGCGGAAGAACUUCAAACGGCCCAAACGGCGACCGGCUAGUCAAAUUAGAAUUACGGAUACCAUUGAGAAUAGCAUCGAGACACCCACGAAGGUCAUCCGGGUGGAGGUGAAACCGAUCGACAGCAAAGAGCAAGAAGAAGUCGUUAGCGGAAGUGACGCAGAGGAAGUGGAGGAGGAAGAGUUUCAGGAGGUUGAACAGGAAGAGGAAGAGGAGGAGGAGGAAGAGAAUGGGAUUGAAGACGAGGGGAGUGGGAGUGAUCGAGAGGGAAGCAUUGAACCGGAAGAGUCCGCUGAAGAGGAAAUGGAAGAAGCGGAGGAGUCUGAAGAAGAUGCGGAGAAGCAGGAAUCCGACGAGGAGCCAACGGUAGAGCCAGAAGAGGAGGAAGAGCAAGCAUCGGACGCGGAAUCGUCACCGUAUUCGUCAUCCUCCGAAAGUUCAUCGUCUAACGAGAGCAGCAUGACCGAAGAAUCUGAAGCAGCGAAACUGCCCAAGCCCGUUCCGAUCAUUUCCCGACCGAGUCCGGUUCCCGUGGCGGAGCAAAUCAUUGUCCCGAAACCGCGCAUCGAAGGAGUGCAUCGAGAGUUGCCUGCAGCGCCACCGCUUCCACCGCCACCGGCCGUUUCGCAACAGAUGGCGCCACCACCAGUACCGUGGCGCCGUGCACGGGCUACUCCGACUCCGGUCCCGACCGAUGAGCACGCGCAUCAGCAGCAGCAAAGCUUGCAGAAGUUCCAGAAUGGCCAUACCACCGUCAAUCGGUUAUCGCCGUAUCGCAAUCAAGUUCCUGAGAAAGAAAAUCAACCGACCGAGCCCGAUGUGAUACUGCGGCGGACUCAAAGCUUCGAGAGCGAUGAAAAAUUCUAUCAGAAAUACGUCGAACUGCGGGCCCGGAUACAGGCCAACUCCUGCCCGAUCCUGCCGAACACGAAUCCCACGACGAAUGCGAAACCUGCCACCGCCAACAACACCAGCACCAACAACAGCUAUCUCGUACAAAGGUCAGCCUCGCUCAAGGACCAUCGGACCCUAAGGAAAGCCUCCAGCAACUUGGUACUGGGUAGCACCGGCAGUACGACCGGUACCGCAACUACCAACGUACAAACGGCGACCACUUCGCCGCCCACUAGUCCCACCGGAACGCCCGUCACGACGCCCAGCACCGGACAGAUCCGAAGCAUCACACCUGCCAACAACAAGAACAGUCACACCACGUCCAAUAGUCCUUCCAUACCGCCGGUUGAAGUCACCGCCGCGGCCACCACCACUACCAACAACAACAACAACAUCAACAACAAUAGUAAUAAUAAUAACAAGAACGACACCAGCAGCAAUGCGGUCAACAAAAAUCAUAGCCUGUUCGAACUCAAUCGAAAAUAUAUUGAACAAGCCCAAAAGACGAAGAUUAAUAAUGAGCGCAAUAAAUUUCUCUCGUCACUCAACGAGAAGAGGCUGCAACAACAGCAACAACAACAGGAAGCGCAACAACCGGAAACGAAAGGGCCAUCACAAUCCCCAUCCGCAAAGUCCGGCGCCGCAGCAGAAAAAGAACCGUCGCAACCGGCGGAAGCACCCGCAACAGUUAAGAGCGUAGCCCCGCUCUACGCGUCGUCCGCCUCCAACAACAACUACGCCCUCAACAAUCACGCUGCUUCCAAUUUCAACAACAACAACAGCAUUUCAACACCUUCGCAACAACCGCCGCCUACCGUAGUGACCUCAACGAACAAGCUCUCACCGGGAAAUAUUUUCAAAAACUUUUUCAAAUCCUUCGUGCCACCGACGCGCGACGAAGAGAGUGAAACUCAGCGGAAAGCGCACGCCAAGCGGGUCCGCGAAACGCGACGCUCCACCCAGGGCGUCACCCUGGACGAGAUCAAGAGCGCCGAGCAGCUGGUCAAGAAGAAGAACUCCACCAACAGCAGUGAUAGCGACCCAUCAUCCACUACAGCAACAGCAUCGACGCCCUCAACCACGUCCACAUCAUCGUCCUCCACUCUCGUCAACGACCGCGUCCCAUCGGUGGAUGCCAGCGCCUCCGAGGUAAGCAGCCAAGUUCCUUCAUCGUCUAGCAGCACCAGUACUUCCGCCGAACAGCAGCAGGUAUCGGCCAGUUUUACCAUCAGCGCCCCACCCUCCAGCUCUCUGUCCACCAGUGCCUCGAUCAAGUCCCAUCGGGGCGACGUGGGUGGUGGCGGUGGUGGAGGCGGAGGGGGAGGUGGCGAUACGGCAUCCGCCCCAGAUGAGGAUAGUAGCAGCAAGAUCAGUGUCUCGUAUACGAUCACUACUCCGAGGCUAAGUAGCAGCAUCACGUCCAGUAGCAGUAGUGACUCAGCAACGAUCGCCAAAGAUAGCAAGAGCAAGGAAGCUAGCGUCCCUUCGGUGACGGCGACCUUCAGCGUACCUAGUGCAACUCCCAUCACCUCCAGCAGCACCACGAACAACAACACUUCUAACAGUAGUAACAAUAAUCUUUACAAGAAGACUGAUUCGGACGAUUCAACGAAAACGACGACUACGACGACUGCGACGACGAAGUCAACGAUAACGCCGGCAGGAGACUCCGCUUCGAUCGGUACGCCCGCAUCUUCCACCUCGGUAACGGCCACCGUCCGGACACCGGGCCCCUACAGCACCAGCAAACGGUCCCUGUUCGAUAUCGACAAUGCCAACUCGCUGACCCUGGCGGAGAAACUGCGCCAGGAGGCGAACAAGUACGCCGAGAGCGAUAAGGAGAACUUCGUUAGCUCCAAAGGGCCAACGUCAACCGCAACAUCCGCCUCUGCAACAACGACAACGAAAAGUAGUGAGUCCACCUCUUCGAAUACGACGCCGGCUGCAGCCGUCGAAGGUACAGUAUUGCUGCGGAAGGACACCAGUGCGCCUUCGUCACCCCUGCAUCAUCAUCACCAACAGCAACCGUCGACCUUGGCCGAACGAAGGCCCUCGUGGCGGCUGAAAGUGGACGGUGGAUCCAAGUUCAAACUGGAAGACGCAUCCGUGCCGCCGACCAGUGCAGCAACCACCACAAGCAGCAGUACCGUUACUGCCCUGGAUUCUUCCGCGCACAGUCGACCACACUCACAAAAUGAGCUGAAUAGUAUUUCAAUGUCCUCGUUGGCACAACGGAGGCAGAACGGCGACAGUAGCAGUUUCAACACAUCUCGCCCCACGUCGGCACCGGAACUGGGCUUGUCGGCGGUGGCCAGCAGUCAGAACGAUGCCAGCCUACACCUGCGGGUCCGACCGCUGAAGGCCAGUGAGGAGAACAAGGAGAAUGACAAGGAGAACGAGAACCGCACCGGCGGCAGCAGUAGCGGCACCACCACCACCAACAGUAGUGCCCAGGCGACGCAGGCGGUCAUCCAGAGACGGAGACGUCAGAAGCGACGCUCCACCGGUUUGGUGCACGUCGAUAUGGAGGAUAUUGAUCCUGAGCGACAAGAUUCUCCUGUCGACGGUGAAGAGAAAGAGUCCGGAACGGAACGAGGUCGAUCGCGCGUUGGUUCGACCGCAUCCGAGUUAGCGGACCAGCAGAAGGACGGUAGCGAAUCCAAGGAGAAUGGCGGUGACUACAUCGACUACAAAGCUCUCUAUGAACAGGCCAAAGCUGAUAAUAAUAAGCUUAAGAGUGACUUAAGGAAAAGGGAUGAAGAAGUGGCUAGUCUACAAGCGGCGCUCGAAAGGUUUACCGUCGCGACCACCAAAAAUAACUCGCUGUCGGAGCUGGAGAAGCGAGAAAAGCGAGCGAUGGAGCGGAAAAUGUCGGAAAUGGAGGAAGAGCUCAAGCAACUGGAAGCCCUCAAGACCGAGAAUCAGCGCCUGAAGGACGAGAACGGAGCGCUCAUUCGUGUAAUUAGUAAGUUAAGUAGAUAGAAGCAGGCCACAAUCGGCCCAACGACGCUGAUUGAGUUAACAACAACUACAAAAACAGAAACAUCAAAUGCUGAAUAGAAAAGAAUUCAAUGGAACUUCUCACAGUUGAAAAACAUACAAUUUGAAGAACCGGACUCAUUUUAUUAUUUGGAUUAGUUAAAGGAAAUCUAGAAGGAGAAACUAUACGUGAAAUCAAAGUUAGAUAGAGAACAUGAUAAAACUAUUUAUUGACAGAAGAAAAACCAUGCGUACACGACAAAAUGAUUUCAAUUUUUUUUUAUAAGUAAUUAGCUUCCUGGGUAUUUUUUCGCCCAGUGCAGGAAAAAGCUUGGUAUUUUAGUCAAAAAAAAAACGCAAAAGAAUGGAAUACUUUUUUUGUUGAAAAGAUUUGUGUAAAUUAGAUCGAUUCAAACUUGCAGUUAGGUUAGUGGUGUACUCACAUCACGUUCGUUUGUUUCAGUGUAAAAAUGAGCUUGAGCCGACGACUUGCGCUCUUCUUUGUACAAACAAAAAAACUUCUUUACUAUUUGAAUUUGUAACGAAUCAAAAACAACAAUAAAUAUGUGAGCGUUGAGGAGUGCAAACAAUCUGGAAACAAUAAUUGAUGCUGUUCAAAACACAAAAAGGUAUAUUUAUAGACUUUUAUAGCGAUCCGUACGUAUUUAUAUUUAUACAAGUCGUAAAAACUGUAACGCGAGAUUCUCUUUUUAUGGUUUAUUGGUUGCGGUUGUGCUGCAAUACCCCGAAAGUUGUGUAAUUAAAGAGGCAACGAUGUUCGUUUUCAUGAAUUUUUGAGCAUUUUGCUUCUAAAAGUAACGCUGCGUUACAUUAGAUACAACUUUCAUUAUACUGCGUUACAUUUAGCAAUUUCAUGAUGUGAAUCAAUGAUUUGAUCGCCAUUCCUUUCUUUUGAAUGUAUCAAAAUGUUGAUAAAUAUUAACCAGAUGAAUAUUGCCAAAUGGGCAUUAGUUAAUUUUGCUAACGCUUUUGAAAUUAACACACUUUCGUGAGUAUGUACUGCAACCGUUAUGGAAAAAAGCUCUCCUUCAAUUUGUUCUAGUUAUGCUACUUCCGAAGAAAAACGCAAUUGUCGUGAACGCAUAAGCCCUCACCACAAGGCAGAAGAAAACGCACGCGGAUUUGAUCUCUCCUUCAUUGGCUCGUAUGUACAUGUAGAUAGACUGUAGGCUGCUGGUAUAAGGCACUACCAUCCCAACAUGCGCCUUGUUUUUCUUACAUCUAAAAACCAUAAAAUAUUGAAGCUUUUCAUAUGCACAUUUCUAACACCCGUGUCUCUACGAGCGGCAGGUUAGUACGCUAGAGGUGAUAGUAAUUAAGUUGAGAGCGUGUUCGCGCCCCGUAUUGUAGAUAGGAACAACUGGAAAACUUUAACGCAUUUUUGGAAUACCUUUUUUUGUGGAGAUUUACAAUAAUUAAUAAUUAUAGAACAACAUGCCUCCGUUAGUAGUUUUUACUAGUUCCAUUUUUCACACAAUGAUUGAAAAUUUUAAGUGUCUAUUUAUUGUCCUGAAUCGGAGGCACCUUCCGCAGAUAGAGUGAGGAAACACCUGAAAGCAAUUUGCGUUGAAACUGAAGAAGUCAACGUCUUUGAACCGACAACAAAAGGAAACUCCCAAUGUAUGUUACUUGCUGUAUCUCUUGAGCGUUUUAGUUGAUAGUUAUCAUUUUCUUGAUUAGUAGUCGUUCACUGUGUAAUAUGUACAUCUACUGUAGUCUGAAGUCACCGAGGGCUACAAAAAAACAAGCAAAAACACACGAAAACUAAGAUGGAAGUACUUCUCCUCCCUGUUUAUUGUCAUUAUUGAUUAUUGAGUAUGUUUAUUAAAAUUAUUAUUAUCAUUAUUGAACUAUCUUUAUCGUCAUAGUUAUGUUGUAUUUGUCAUCGAAUUAUAAGUGAAACAAAAAAGAAACAUACAUUUGCAUAGGAAACAAAAAAAAACAAAACACACACAUACAAACCAACAAACACACAUACACACACCCUCAUUAAUACAUUGUAAUUUAUGUUUACUGCUGUAGCGAAGAGGAAAAGCGCAUUGUACUAUUAUUAUUUUCAAAACAAAUGAAACAGUUGAAAAAUACAGAGGAAAAAAUGUUAAA
Messenger RNA from Aedes aegypti (yellow fever mosquito), 7918 nucleotides. RefSeq names its product protein phosphatase 1 regulatory subunit 12A (gene Mbs). The transcript is spliced from 20 exons. Lineage: Eukaryota; Metazoa; Arthropoda; Insecta; Diptera; Culicidae. The record is from RefSeq and is a predicted model, not a curated record. Gene Ontology annotation, cellular component: cytoplasm. Bases 1058 to 5797 code for a protein of 1579 amino acids. Gene Ontology annotation, molecular function: enzyme inhibitor activity; phosphatase regulator activity; protein kinase binding.